AUGGACCCCUUGAAUGUGGCUCCCAUUGUAGAACCACUACCUAAAGAGAUGAAUACAUAUUACUCCGGGUGGUUAGCAGUAGGGCCAACACUUGGUUCACUCCAUGACGGCAAGAUGAUGCUAUCUCACACAAGACGGAUAACUUAUUAUCAUUAUGUCUUUGAUAGACACACAAGAGCAUAUGCACGGCUCGUUCCAGGCAUAGUCCUCAACAAGGAACUAGAGAUGCCUUCAAAGCCGCAACAUAAUGCGAUUUCAAAGCUCGAUCAGUUCUUACUGUCCAAAUUGAGUGACGUCUCCAGUGGAACGAAUAGGGUUGCAACUCUCAUACAUCAAUACGAGUCCAACCGAGGAAAAGAGAUCAAGGCAAACCUGGCAGCUGAGCCACAUCCAUCCCCUUCACGUGCCGUCCGAACGACAUCCACGGCGUGUCCUGUCGUGCUUGUUGCACAUUUGGCUAGAAGUAAAACCCUCGAACGAGUUUGUGUUUCGUCUGGAUUCCGAGUAGAAACGAAUCGAGGUGAUCCGUGCUUUAUAACGUGCGCACAUACUCUCGAGGAGCUACGUUCAACCAAGCUCGUGGAUGGCCCCCGUACCGCUUCAAAUACGUUGAUAAUGACCAACGACGGUCGUAUUCUCGAAGCCUCAGGCUGUCCUUCAUCGUUACCGCGUCACGACCUACUUGUUCUUCAUUCAAAGCCAGGGGUCGACCUACCUACCCUUCCCGUUUCGCCGUACCCAGCCCCAAUCGGAACUGAGGUCGCGAUCCAUUGCCUCCACGAGAAUCCAUUGCCGGACGAAGGAUGGACCCCAGCAUUCGGAGGGUUAAUAUAUCGAAAAUGGUUUCACGGACAUAUCACUGAUUACCGAGAUUUUGCUGGAAAUCAAGCUAAACCGGGCACCUACGACGUCCUUGCCAACGUGUUUUUUAGUCAGAUACCCACGCCAGGAUCUAGUGGUGGUCCUAUUAUAGACAUUCAGACUGGGGCUGUCGUUGGCACCAUUCGGGGCUCACAACUCGACAAUCGCCUGACCGGAAUACGUGGAUGGGGUACGAGUGCAGAAUCUAUAUAUGAGAUGUUCGUCCUACCGGGGAUUCACCUUCACGACUAA
Molecule: messenger RNA, 1113 nt
Organism: Serendipita indica DSM 11827
Lineage: Eukaryota; Fungi; Basidiomycota; Agaricomycetes; Sebacinales; Serendipitaceae
Source: the annotation of a GenBank genome assembly